Antechinus flavipes (yellow-footed antechinus) is the source of this 957-nucleotide messenger RNA. Its product is annotated as olfactory receptor 51G2-like. The transcript has a single exon. The record is from RefSeq and is a predicted model, not a curated record. The coding region runs from base 1 to 957 and encodes 318 amino acids. Gene Ontology annotation, cellular component: membrane. Gene Ontology annotation, molecular function: olfactory receptor activity; G protein-coupled receptor activity. Gene Ontology annotation, biological process: G protein-coupled receptor signaling pathway. NCBI's taxonomy places the organism in Eukaryota, Metazoa, Chordata, Mammalia, Dasyuromorphia, Dasyuridae.
AUGAUGUCCCUUCUCAAUAGCUCAGACUUUACAUUCUCUAGCUUCCUGGUUACAGGAAUCCCUGGACUAGAGGGUAUGUAUAUGUGGCUCUCUAUCCCCUUUACCAUGUUGUUCUUUAUGACCCUGGCAGGCAACAUCACUAUUAUGUUGGUUAUCUGGACUGACAGAAGCCUCCAUGUGCCCAUGUACCUAUUCUUGGCAAUGUUGUCAGCCUCAGACCUAGGUUUGUCUAUCUCUGCAUUUCCUACAAUGCUAAAGAUCUACUGGUUGCAAGCUCGGGAAAUAAGUUUCCCUGCCUGUUUCACCCAGAUGUUCUUCAUCCAUACUUUCCAGAAAUUUGAGUCAGCUGUGAUUCUGGCUAUGGCUUUUGAUCGCUAUGUGGCUAUUUCUAAACCCUUGCAUUAUGCCUCCAUCCUUACAAGUGGGGUAAUAGCCAAGAUUGGCUUGGCAAUUUUAUUACGGUCACUUGCAGUGGAGAUACCCCUUCCCAUAUUGCUGAGGAGGCUACGCUUCUGUCAUUCUAAUGUCCUCUCUCACUCAUACUGCCUCCAUCCAGACAUCAUCAAGCUCUCCUGCUCAAACACUAGGAUAAACAGCAUCUUUGGCUUGUUUGUUAUUCUGUCCACCAUGAUUGUUGACUUCCUCCUCAUUCUCUUUUCCUAUGUCCUCAUUCUGAAGACUGUCCUGAGUAUUGCAUCCCAUGGUGGGCGUCUCAAAGCCCUUAACACCUGCAUCUCCCAUCUCUGUGCUGUGGUCCUUUUUUUCACACCUAUGAUCAGUUUGUCUAUGCUCCACAGGACUGGACUAAAACUUCCCUCCCAUGUUUAUGUGCUGUUGGCUAACAUGCACUUCCUCAUUCCCCCUGUGAUGAACCCCAUUGUCUAUGUGGUGAAAACCAAGCAAAUUUGGGAUAGGAUCGUUAGGCUCCUUUGCAAGAAGCGAUCAGGAAAGUCCUAA